AUGAAGCUCAUGAUAAUCAACAAGGUGCACAAAACCUGCCCCCCUCACCCCCUCCCUGUUGCUGGGGACCCCCAGUGGGAGGAGCAGGCCGGCUGGAAGCCACGAGGGCUCCACUUCCUGGUGUUUGACACAGAGGAGGUCCACGACGUGCUGCGCAUCUGGGAUGGGCCCGUGGAGAGUGGGGUCCUGCUGAAGGAGCUCAGCGGAGCGGCCCUGCCCAAGGACCUGCACAGCACCUUCAACUCGGUCGUUCUGCAGUUCAGCACCGACUUCUUCACCAGCAAGCAGGGCUUUGCCAUUCACUUCUCAGUGUCCACAGCCACGUCCUGCAACGACCCUGGGGUCCCACAGAACGGGAGCCGGAGUGGCGACAGUUGGGAAGCCGGAGAUUCCACGGUGUUCCAGUGUGAGCCUGGCUAUGCGCUGCAGGGGAGCGCGGAGAUCAGCUGUGUGAAGAUCGAGAACAGAUUCUUCUGGCAGCCCAGCCCGCCAACGUGCAUUGCGCCCUGCGGGGGAGACCUGACGGGACCAUCAGGAGUCAUUCUGUCGCCAAAUUACCCAGAACCUUAUCCACCAGGCAAGGAGUGUGACUGGAAAGUGACCGUCUCUCCAGACUACGUCAUCGCCCUGGUAUUUAACAUCUUUAACUUGGAGCCUGGCUAUGACUUCCUCCAUAUCUACGACGGACGGGACUCCCUUAGCCCUCUCAUAGGAAGCUUCUAUGGCUCCCAGCUCCCAGGCCGCAUUGAGAGCAGUAGCAACAGCCUCUUCCUCGCCUUCCGCAGUGACGCGUCCGUGAGCAGUGCGGGCUUCGUCAUCGACUACACAGAAAACCCACGGGAGUCAUGUUUUGAUCCUGGUUCCAUCAAGAACGGCACGCGAGUGGGGUCCGACCUGAAGCUGGGCUCCUCCAUCACCUACUACUGCCACGGGGGCUAUGAGGUUGAGGGCGUCUCUACCCUCAGCUGCGUCCUGGGGCCUGAUGGGAAGCCCGCGUGGAACAACCCCCGACCAGUGUGCACAGCCCCCUGUGGGGGACAGUAUGUGGGUUCAGAUGGAGUGGUCUUGUCCCCCAACUACCCCCAGAAUUACACCAGUGGACAGAUCUGCCUCUAUUUUGUCACCGUGCCCAAGGACUAUGUGGUGUUUGGACAGUUCGCCUUCUUCCACACGGCCCUCAACGACGUGGUGGAGGUGCAUGAUGGCCACAGCCAGCACUCCCGGCUCCUCAGCUCCCUCUCGGGUUCCCAUACAGGAGAAUCGCUGCCCCUGGCCACCUCCAAUCAAGUUCUCAUUAAGUUCAGUGCCAAGGGCCAAGCACCAGCCAGAGGUUUCCACUUUGUCUACCAAGCGGUACCCCGAACCAGCGCCACACAGUGCAGCUCUGUGCCGGAACCCCGCUACGGCAAGAGGCUGGGAAGUGACUUCUCGGUGGGGGCCAUCAUCCGCUUCGAUUGCAACUCCGGCUAUGCCCUGCAGGGGUCCCCAGAAAUCGAGUGCCUCCCUGUUCCCGGGGCCUUGGCCCAGUGGAACGUAUCAGCGCCCACCUGUGUGGUGCCAUGUGGAGGCAACCUCACGGAGCGCAGGGGCACCAUCUUGUCCCCUGGCUUCCCAGAGCCCUACCUCAACAGCCUCAACUGUGUGUGGAAGAUCAUGGUCCCUGAAGGCGCUGGUAUCCAGAUUCAAGUCAUCAGUUUUGUCACAGAGCAGAACUGGGACUCUCUGGAGGUGUUUGAUGGUGCGGACAACACCGUAACCAUGCUGGGGAGCUUCUCAGGAACAACCGUGCCUGCCCUUCUGAACAGCACCUCCAACCAGCUCUACCUUCAUUUCUACUCAGAUAUCAGUGUGUCAGCAGCCGGCUUCCACUUGGAGUACAAAACCGUGGGCCUGAGCAGCUGUCCAGAACCCGCCGUGCCCAGUAACGGGGUGAAGACUGGCGAGCGCUACCUGGUGAAUGACGUGGUCUCUUUCCAGUGCGAGCCGGGAUACGCCCUCCAGGGCCACGCGCACAUCUCCUGCAUGCCUGGAACCGUGCGCCGCUGGAACUACCCUCCGCCGCUCUGUAUUGCGCAGUGUGGGGGCACAGUGGAAGAGAUGGAGGGGGUGAUCCUGAGCCCCGGCUUCCCUGGCAACUACCCCAGCAACAUGGACUGCUCCUGGAAGAUAGCGCUGCCCGUGGGCUUUGGAGCUCACAUCCAGUUCCUGAACUUCUCCACCGAGCCCAACCAUGACUUCAUAGAAAUCCGGAAUGGCCCCUACGAGACCAGCCGCAUGAUGGGCAGAUUCAGUGGCAGUGAGCUUCCAGGCUCCCUGCUGUCCACGUCCCAUGAGACCACUGUGUAUUUCCACAGCGACCACUCCCAGAACCGGCCAGGAUUCAAACUGGAGUACCAGGCCUAUGAACUUCAAGAGUGCCCAGACCCAGAGCCCUUUGCCAAUGGCAUUGUGAGGGGAGCUGGCUACAAUGUUGGCCAAUCAGUGACCUUCGAGUGCCUCCCAGGAUAUCAACUGAUUGGCCACCCCGUCCUCACAUGUCAACAUGGCACCAACCGGAACUGGGACCACCCCCUGCCCAGGUGUGAAGUCCCCUGUGGUGGGAACAUCACCUCUUCCAAUGGCACUGUGUACUCUCCUGGCUUCCCCAGUCCAUACUCCAGCUCCCAGGACUGUGUCUGGCUGAUCACCGUGCCCAUUGGUCAUGGCAUCCGCCUCAACCUCAGCCUGCUGCAGACGGAGCCCUCCGGAGACUUCAUCACUGUCUGGGAUGGGGCCCAGCAGACAGCUCCACAGCUUGGAGUCUUCAGCCGGAGCUUGGCCAAGAAAACAUUGCACAGCUCGUCCAACCAGGUCCUACUUAAGUUCCACCAUGAUGCAGCCAUGGGUGGGAUCUUCGCCAUCGCCUUCUCUGCUUAUCCACUCACCAAAUGCCCUCCUCCCACCAUCCUCCCCAACGCCGAAGUUGUCACAGAGAAUGAAGAAUUCAACAUAGGUGACAUCGUUCGCUACAGGUGCCUCCCUGGCUUUACCUUAGUAGGUAAUGAAAUCCUGACCUGCAAACUUGGAACUUACCUGCAGUUUGAAGGACCACCCCCAAUAUGUGAAGUGCACUGCCCAACGAAUGAGCUUCUGACAGAUUCCACAGGUGUGAUCCUGAGUCAGAGCUACCCAGGAAGCUAUCCCCAGUUCCAGACCUGCUCUUGGCUAGUGAGAGUGCAGCCAGACUACAACAUCUCCCUCACAGUGGAAUACUUUCUCAGUGAGAAGCAGUAUGAUGAGUUUGAGAUCUUUGAUGGUCCCUCUGGACAGAGUCCCCUGCUGAAAGCCCUCAGUGGGAAUUACUCAGCCCCCCUGAUUGUCACCAGCUCGAGCAACUCUGUGUACCUGCGCUGGUCGUCUGACCACGCCUACAACCGGAAGGGCUUUAAGAUUCGGUAUUCAGCUCCCUACUGCAGCCUGCCCAGGGCUCCACUCCAUGGCUUCCUUCUGGGCCAGCCCAGCACCCAGCCCGGAGGCUCCGUCCACUUCGGAUGCAACGCCGGCUACCGCUUGGUGGGACACAGCAUGGCCAUUUGUACCCGGCACCCCCAGGGCUACUACCUGUGGAGCGAGGCCAUUCCUCUCUGUCAAGCUCUUUCUUGUGGGCUUCCUGAGGCCCCCAAGAAUGGAAUGGUGUUUGGCAAAGAGUACACAGUGGGGACCAAGGCUGUGUACAGCUGCAGCGAAGGCUACCACCUCCAGGCAGGUGCCGAGGCCACAGCAGAGUGUCUGGAGACAGGCCUUUGGAGCAACCACAAUAUCCCCCCACAGUGUGUCCCUGUGACCUGUCCUGAUGUCAGCAGCAUCAGCGUGGAACACGGCCGAUGGAGGCUCAUCUUUGAGACACAGUACCAGUUCCAGGCCCAGCUGAUGCUCAUCUGCGACCCUGGCUACUACUACACUGGCCAAAGGGUCAUCCGCUGUCAGGCCAAUGGCAAAUGGAGCCUCGGGAACUCUAUGCCCACCUGCCAAAUCAUCUCCUGUGGAGAGCUCCCCAUCCCACCCAGCGGGCACCGAAUUGGAACACUGUCCGUCUACGGGGCAACGGCCAUUUUCUCCUGCAAUUCUGGCUACACGCUGGUGGGCUCCAGGGUGCGGGAGUGCAUGGCCAAUGGGCUCUGGAGUGGCUCCGAAGUUCGCUGCCUUGAAGAUGAGAAGAACUUCAGCUCCUCUGCAAUUUGCACUCUUUCCUCAUCUCCCACCAAAGCUGGGCACUGUGGGACUCCCGAGCCCAUCGUCAAUGGACACGUCAAUGGGGAGAACUACAGCUACCGGGGCAGCGUGGUAUACCAGUGCGACGCUGGGUUCCGCCUGAUCGGCAUGUCCGUGCGCAUCUGCCAGCAGGAUCACCUCUGGUCGGGCAAGACCCCUUUCUGUGUGCCAAUUACCUGUGGACACCCAGGCAACCCGAUCAACGGCCUCACUCAGGGCAACCAAUUUAACCUCAACGACGUGGUCAAGUUUGUGUGCAACCCCGGGUAUGUGGCUGAGGGGGCCGCUAGGUCCCAGUGCCUGGCCAGCGGGCAGUGGAGCGACAUGCUGCCCACCUGCAGAAUCAUCAACUGCACAGAUCCUGGGCACCAAGAAAACAGCAUUCGUCAAGUCCGUGCCAGUGGCCCACACAGGUUCAGCUAUGGCACCACUGUUUCUUACCAGUGCAACCACGGCUUCUACCUCCUGGGCACCCCGGCGCUCAGCUGCCAGGGGGAUGGCACGUGGGAUCGUCCCCGCCCCCAGUGCCUCUUGGUGUCCUGUGGCCAUCCAGGCUCCCCACCCCAUGCCCAGAUGUCCGGGGACAGCUUUACUGUGGGAGCAGUCGUGCGUUACAGUUGCACCGGCAAGAGGACUCUGGUCGGAAAUGCCACCCGUAUGUGUGGGCUGGAUGGACACUGGACUGGCUCCCUCCCCCACUGCUCAGGAACCAGUAUGGGAAUCUGUGGUGACCCGGGGAUCCCAGCACAUGGCAUCCGUUUGGGGGAUAGCUUUGCCCCAGGCAGCCUGAUGCGUUUCAGCUGUGAGGCUGGCCACACGCUCCGGGGAUCAUCUGAGCGGACCUGUCAAGCCAACGGCUCAUGGAGCGGCACGCAACCUGAGUGUGGAGUGGUCUCUUGUGGGAACCCCGGGACUCCGAGCAACGCCCGAGUCAUGUUCAGUGACGGCCUGGGCUUCUCCAGCUCCAUCGUCUAUGAGUGCCGGGAGGGCUACUAUGCCACGGGCCUGCUCAGCCGACACUGCUCCGUCAAUGGCACCUGGACAGGCAGUGACCCGGAGUGCACAGUCAUAAACUGUGGCGACCCUGGAAUUCCAGCCAAUGGCCUCCGGCUGGGCAAUGACUUCAGGUACAACAAAACAGUGACAUUUCAGUGUGUCCCUGGCUACAUGAUGGAGUCACAUAGGGUGUCUGUGCUGAGCUGCACCAAGGACCGGACGUGGAAUGGUACUAAGCCAGUCUGCAAAGCUAUCAUAUGCAAGCCACCUCAGCUCAUCCCCAAUGGGAAAGUGGUGGGAUCCGACUUCAUGUGGGGCUCAAGCGUGUCGUAUGCCUGCCUGGAGGGGUACCAGCUGUCCCUGCCUGCAGUGCUCACCUGUGAAGGGAAUGGAUCCUGGACUGGAGAGUUGCCUCAGUGUUUCCCCGUGUUCUGCGGAGAUCCUGGCGUCCCAGCCCGUGGCAGGAGAGAGGACCGAGGCUUCUCCUACAGGUCAUCCAUCUCCUUCUCCUGCCAGCCCCCUCUGGUGCUGGUGGGCUCUCCACGGAGGUUUUGCCAGUCGGAUGGGACGUGGAGUGGUACCCAGCCCAGCUGUAUAGACCCGACGCUGACCAUGUGUGCAGACCCCGGCGUUCCACAGUUCGGGAUACAGAACAAUUCCCAGGGAUACCAGGUUGGAAGCACAGUGCUCUUCCGUUGUCAGAAAGGUUACCUGCUUCAGGGUUCCACCACCAGGACCUGCCUCCCCAACCUCACCUGGAGUGGAACCCCACCCGACUGUGUCCCCCACCACUGCAAGCAGCCAGAGACGCCAUCCCAUGCCAACGUUGGGGCCCUGGACUUGCCCUCCAUGGGCUACACACUCCUCUACUCCUGCCAGGAGGGCUUCUCCCUCAAGGGUGGCUCUGAGCACCGCACCUGCAAAGCAGAUGGCAGCUGGACAGGCAAACCACCCAUCUGCCUGGAGGUCCGGCCUAGUGGGAGACCCAUCAACACUGCCCGGGAGCCACCACUCACCCAAGCUUCUGUUCCUGGGGAUGUUUUUGCCAAGAACUCCCUAUGGAAAGGAGCCUAUGAGUACCAGGGGAAGAAGCAGCCGGCCAUGCUCAGAGUGACUGGCUUCCAGGUUGUGAACAGCAAGGUCAACGCCACCAUGAUUGACCACAGUGGCGUGGAGGUGCACUUGGCUGGAAUUUACAAGAAAGAAGAUUUCCAUCUCCUGCUCCAGGUUUACCAGAUUACAGGGCCUGUGGAGAUCUUUGUGAACAAAUUCAAAGACCGCUGGGCUUUGGAUGGGCAUGUCUCGUCAGAGUCCCCCGGAGGCACCUUCAUCUACCAAGGCUCGGUCAAGGGCCAAGGCUUUGGGCAGUUCGGCUUUCAAAGACUUGACCUCAGGCUGCUGGAGUCCGACCCCGAGUCCAUCGGCCGCCACUUUGCUUCCAACAGCAGCUCGGUGGCCGCUGCAAUCCUGGUGCCUUUCAUCGCCCUCAUCAUCGCGGGCUUUGUGCUCUAUCUCUACAAGCACAGGAGAAGACCCAAAGUCCCGUUCAAUGGCUAUGCUGGCCAUGAAAACACAAAUGUCCGGGCCACAUUCGAGAACCCAAUGUACGACCGCAACAUCCAGCCCACAGACAUCAUGGCCACCGAGGCGGAGUUCACAGUCAGUACGGUGUGUACAGCGGUAUAG
Messenger RNA from Odobenus rosmarus divergens (Pacific walrus), 6933 nucleotides. RefSeq names its product CUB and Sushi multiple domains 1 (gene CSMD2). NCBI's taxonomy places the organism in Eukaryota, Metazoa, Chordata, Mammalia, Carnivora, Odobenidae. The coding region runs from base 1 to 6933 and encodes 2310 amino acids. The record is from RefSeq and is a predicted model, not a curated record. The transcript has 47 exons.